This is a messenger RNA of Anas platyrhynchos (mallard), 1626 nucleotides long. The record is from RefSeq and is a predicted model, not a curated record. Lineage: Eukaryota; Metazoa; Chordata; Aves; Anseriformes; Anatidae.
AUGGGGCGGUACAGGGUUAUAUGGGAUUGUGGGGGGCUAUGUGGGGCUGUGUGGGGGGAUAUAUGGAGCUGUAUGGGAUCGUACGGGGCUGUACAGGCUUGUGUGGGGUUAUAUGGGGCUGUACGGGGCUGUGUGGAGUUAUAUGGGGCUCUGGGGAUUAUAGGAGGCUGUGUGGGGUUAUACGGGGCUGUACAGGGUUAUGUGGGAUUGUAGGGGGCUACGUGGGGCUGUCUGGGGCUAUAUGGGGUUGUAUGGGACUGCGUGGGGUUACAUGGGGCUGUAGGGGAUUGUAGGAGACUGUAUGGGGCGGUACAGGGUUAUAUAGGGUUGUAGGGGGCUGUGCGUGGGGUUAUACGGGGCUGUACAGGGUUAUAUGGGGUUGUAUUGGGCUGUGUAGGGCUAUAGGGAGCUAUGUGGGGCUGUAUGGGACUGUGGGGUUAUAUGAGGGGCCGUAUGUGAGGAUAUAGGGGUCUGUGUGGGGCUAUAUGGGGCUGUAGGGGCUUGUGUGGGUCUGUAUAGGGCUGUACGGGGUUAUAUGGGACUGUGUGGGGCUGUACGGGCUUAUGUGGGGCUGUAUGGGCAUUUCCUGGGCUGUGGGGUUAUAUGGGGCUGGGGGUUCGUGUAUGGGGCUCUAUGGGGCUGUGUGUGUGUAUGGGGCUGUAUGGGUUCGUGUGGGGCUGUGUGCACGGGGAGCAGUCUGGGACUGGGCUAUAUUUAUGGGGCAAUGCGGGGCUUUGUGCUCCAGGAGCAGUAUAGGGCCUGAGCCCUAUGGGGCUGCGUGCACGGAGCAGCCCGCGGCCAUACAGGGCUGGGUGGGGGCUGCUCAGGGCAGAGGCCAUACAGAGGCUGAGCGAGGACAUGGGGGGCCAUACAGCACACACGGGGAGCUUUAUAGGGUCAGGGCUGCAGCGCAGCCCCCAACUCUCCCCUUUUCCUUUCCAGCCACCCCGAGGCGAGAGCAGGCGGCCGAGCGCUCGGGGCAGCGCCGGGGCGGAGAGGAGGGGGCCCUACCUGCUCUGCCGGGCCCCCCCCGGCCACCCCAAGCUCCAGCGGCCGCGGGAGCCGGCGAAGGCGGCGCCGCGAUGGCACGGGCUGCUGGGGGCUAAAAGCGACGGGGAGCUGGAAUCCAGGGGCUCCUCCGGAUACUCCUCCGCCGAGGUGAACCAGGAGCUGAGCCGGCAGCUGCUGCGGGACGGCUACCACCUGGACGAGGUCCCCGACGACGAGGACCUGGACCUGAUUCCCCCAAAACCCGCUGCUGCCCCGUGCCCCUGGUGCUUCGGGGACUCCCUCUGCUGCGUGCUGCAGUAGGGCACGGCUCCCCACGGCCCUCGGGGGCACCCCAAAAGCCUCCGUGUCGCACGGGGCAGCUCCCUGCUGGGAGCCCCGCUGCUGCUCAGGACGGGACCACGGCCUCCCCAUUAUGAUUUCUCCACCCCGGGGCCGUUCCGGUCUCACCAGCUGCCUUAAAUCAGGGUCCUGCUGCCCUAAAUCAGGGUCCUGCUGCCCUACAGGGACAGGGGGCACGCAGGGAGGAACCUUAUUUAAACACUCCACCCGGAGAGGGACGCUCUCCCGUUUGGUGUCCUGGCAAGGGAAGCGCUCAAUAAAAGGAUCUUGCUACUC